Messenger RNA from Folsomia candida, 1532 nucleotides. RefSeq lists its product as uncharacterized. Gene Ontology annotation, molecular function: DNA binding. The record is from RefSeq and is a predicted model, not a curated record. NCBI's taxonomy places the organism in Eukaryota, Metazoa, Arthropoda, Collembola, Entomobryomorpha, Isotomidae. Bases 107 to 1432 code for a protein of 441 amino acids. The transcript has 5 exons.
UGAUUGAAAAAAAGUGAUUUAAGGUAAAAUUUAUAACUUCUUCGACAUGAUAAAUACCUAAGGUAAGUUUAGUUGUAAUUAAUUGCUGUAUUUCAACUUUUUUAAGAUGGAGAACAACAACUUGCGACGAAGUGGAAGGAAUGUUAAGAAGACGGCUGACUAUGGUGCAGACGGCGUUGACGAACGGGAGACGAACGUCGACGCUGAUUUUGAGAUGAAGGAGGACGGCGCCGGAUCGGACAGUGAUGGCCAUGUGAGUGACAUGGAUGAUGACGAUUCUCUCCAACCUAAGGUUAACGUCGAAGAUAAGGCUGAGCUGGAGGAGGGCGAAGAGGAAGCCUUUCCGGAAGGAGUUGGAGGACCACGAAAAUGGUCAAAUGGCGCUCCCUAUCCAGGGUGGCAAACAGAAUUGUUGGAAUCCUCAUUCGAAGAUUCUCAAGAUCUUUCCAAGGAUGAACUCAUAUCUUUGAUGACGUCGACAAAACUGUAUGCUUAUCAGAUCCGAAUUUGGUUCAACAAUCACAGACAGAGGAAGUACGGAAUAUCGUUGACGGGUAAACAGCGUCACAUUUUGGAGGAUUUUUACUUCGCCAAUAAGGGUAGGCUCCCUUCCGCUCUGGAGAAGGAGGACUUGAUGUUUAGGGCUGAGUUGAGCAAGAGACAAGUGGAAAACUGGUAUAAGAAAGCAAGAAUGAGGGGAAUCAUUUAUCACGAUGGCACAGCCCCCCAACAACCCAAGGUUAUUAAUCCAAGUCGUCGAGUAUUUUCGACGGAGAAAGGCCGUAUACUUCGACGGGACAUCGACCCAGAUGAUAAUAUUCUUGAAUUCUGGCAGAUGUAUCUUGUCCUCUGGGUUAAUACCUUAGGUAAUGUGGUGGCUGUGACGGUGGGGUAUACAUCGUGGGAUUCUGCCACCGACGCAGCAUUUGCCAAUUGGAAUAACAUUGUGAAUGGCGAUAAAGCUUGCAGCUAUCGAAACGAAGCCAAGGAGAAGAAAUGGAGACCUCUCAUCAAGGAAGCCAUUCCUCUUGGACUCUAUGCCUCGGAUGAACCAGCUGCAAAGAAGUUGAAGUGGUGGCUGAGACUCCGGCUGCUUGCGAUGGGCACAUUUCACCCACAUGAAUGCCUCACCCUGCUCCGUGACCACGCCCAGUACUUGGAGGAGACCUUAGGUCAUUAUUUUGACCUUCUACCCCCACCUACUCAGCGCUGGAUUACCAUGUCGAAGGACGGCAUUGCUCGCUACCUCCUCAACCCGACAGCCAUAUUCCCUGGAAUCGAUGAUCGCCUCGUUCUUCGCCACAAGUGUAAGGAGGAGUUUGGGAUUGAUCCAGUUGAAGCAGUGAAGCGGAUCAAUGUACUUGAACGUUUUCGAACUGGCAUAAUGGGAUUUUUAGCUCGCUUUCCUCGCUUUCCGACCUUAGGUCAAUGAGUCAUUUAAUGAUAUAUUGUUUGUUUUUUUACUCUAUGAUACUAUAAAUGUUAAAACUAAACACCGAAAAUGAAUAAAUCCAAAGAGGAUUUGCUAAUAA